UAUAUAGAUGCUCCAUGUUUCAGUAUUCAAAACCCCAGUCUCUUGAAGUCCAUAUUGAAGCCCUCAUUUCUCCCAUCACUCGUCUUCCCUGCUCUCUAGGGUUUUUGAAUUUACUUCAUCGGGAGCUCUUCGAUCGAGCGAGUGAUCAUGUCUCUGAGGCCGAACGCGAGGGCCGAGGUUCGCCGGAACCGGUACAAGGUGGCAGUCGAUGCCGAGGAAGGUCGGAGAAGGAGAGAAGAUAACAUGGUUGAGAUCCGGAAGAAUCGCAGGGAAGAGAGCUUGCAGAAGAAGAGAAGGGAAGGGAUGCAAGCCCAGCAGUUUCCCGCCUCAGUUCCGCCUUCCUCUGUUGAGAAAAAGCUAGAACAUCUACCAGCCAUGAUUGCAGGUGUUUGGAGUGAUGAUGGCAAUUCACAACUUGAAGCAACUACGCAGUUCCGAAAAUUACUUUCAAUAGAGCGCAGUCCUCCAAUUGAGGAAGUUAUACAAGCAGGGGUGGUUCCACGUUUUGUUGAGUUUCUUGUUAGAGAGGACUUCCCACAGCUUCAGUUUGAGGCUGCUUGGGCUCUAACCAACAUUGCUUCGGGCACAUCAGAUAACACGAAAGUGGUUAUUGAUCAUGGAGCUGUCCCUGUCUUUGUGAAACUUCUUGGAUCACCAAGUGAUGAUGUUCGCGAGCAGGCUGUGUGGGCUUUAGGAAAUGUUGCUGGUGAUUCUCCUAGAUGCCGUGAUCUUGUCCUUAGCCAUGGUGCUUUGCUUCCUUUACUGGCACAACUGAAUGAGCAUGCAAAGCUUUCUAUGCUGAGAAAUGCUACAUGGACUCUUUCAAACUUCUGUAGGGGCAAGCCGCAACCUCCUUUUGAUCUGGUUAAGCCUGCACUUCCUGCGCUAGAGCGUCUAAUACAUUCAAAUGACGAGGAAGUAUUGACGGAUGCGUGUUGGGCACUAUCUUAUCUUUCAGAUGGUACAAAUGAUAAAAUCCAAGCUGUUAUUGAAGCAGGGGUGUGUGCACGACUUGUUGAGCUCUUACUUCACCCGUCUCCUUCUGUUCUCAUUCCUGCUCUCCGCACAGUUGGCAAUAUUGUUACUGGAGAUGACAUGCAAACUCAGUGUAUCAUCAACCAUCGGGCACUUCCCUGCCUACUGAAUUUGUUGACCAAUAACUAUAAGAAGAGCAUUAAGAAGGAAGCGUGCUGGACUAUCUCAAAUAUAACUGCUGGGAACAAGGAACAGAUCCAAGCUGUUAUCGAGGCUAAUAUAAUAGGGCCUCUUGUCCAUCUUCUGCAAAAUGCUGAGUUUGAUAUAAAAAAGGAAGCUGCAUGGGCAAUUUCAAAUGCUACGUCUGGUGGUACUCAUGAGCAAAUCAAGUACCUUGUGAGCCAAGCGUGUAUUAAGCCAUUGUGUGAUCUUCUGGUCUGUCCUGAUCCUAGGAUCGUUACUGUUUGUUUAGAAGGGCUUGAAAAUAUCUUAAAAGUUGGGGAAGCUGAAAAGAAUCUGGGUAAUACUGGUGGUGUGAAUCUGUAUGCACAAAUGAUUGAUGAUGCAGAGGGUCUGGAGAAAAUUGAGAACCUACAGAGCCAUGACAACAAUGAAAUCUAUGAGAAGGCAGUGAAAAUUCUUGAGACAUACUGGUUGGAGGAGGAUGAUGAGUCAAUGCCGCCAGGUGAUGGUUCCCAACCAGCUUUCCGAUUUGGAGGGAAUGAUGUUCCUGUUCCAUCCGGUGGAUUCAGUUUCAGCUGAAGAAGAUGGGCUCCAGGAUGCUUCGGUGGUUCAUCGAAAACACCAUCAGUAUGGCAGGGUGUAAUGGUUGGGUCUGGUUCCAGCGUCGUGUGGUCAUGUUUGGGGUCCUGUUUGGUCCAGUCUCUGUUGUGGUCAAAAUGGGUGCUUGAUUAGCUCGGAUGAUGCGUGGUGGUCGAAUAGAAUGGAGAAUGAUGCAUGGAUUGGCUGCUUGAUGGAUGUGAUUCAUUCCUAUUAUACCAAGAAAUGCUAUAAGAAACCAGGGUCCGACGUUUUCUGGGAGAGGUAUACCUUGCAGCUGGUUUUGAUAAUACAGAUGUCAGGUCGUCCUUGUUCUUAUUGUCUUGGUCAGUCUUUGUAGUCAUCAUUAUCACCCGUUGCUUUUUCCUUCUUUUUUCGCCUGUUUGAUGGGGUGACUUGGUGCUCCCAAAACAUGUAUCUUGCUAGCCUUGUAGUUAUGAGAAAUAUGAAAAUUUCUUCGUCCUUGUAAGCGUUGUGUAGAAGUUUCCCCUCGGCUGGUUUUUUAUACAAGUUAUUUUGCUAUUCUUAUCGAGGGGAACUGUCAAAAUCUUAUGAUAUUAAGAGGCAAAAUGGAAGUUACAAGUGUUACUGCUUUA
Messenger RNA from Malania oleifera, 2351 nucleotides. Its product is annotated as importin subunit alpha-1-like. The coding region runs from base 148 to 1737 and encodes 529 amino acids. Gene Ontology annotation, cellular component: nucleus; cytoplasm. The transcript is spliced from 11 exons. The record is from RefSeq and is a predicted model, not a curated record. NCBI's taxonomy places the organism in Eukaryota, Viridiplantae, Streptophyta, Magnoliopsida, Santalales, Ximeniaceae. Gene Ontology annotation, molecular function: nuclear import signal receptor activity; protein binding. Gene Ontology annotation, biological process: NLS-bearing protein import into nucleus.